UCCAAACAGCCAGAUCCCGUGUAUUGGAGAUUAUGUUAGGAUUGUCUGUAGUCUUUGUAAAAAGUACCGGCCUCCUAUCAACUCUGGAACAUUUGAUGAUGAUAUCACCAUUGCAUCAACAAUGACAAUGUUGGCCAAAAAGACAAACGAACUUCAACAGUUUGUUCUUGAAAACGGGCUUGAUAAAAGAUCCAUGAAAUGGACUUCCAUCGACGCUGACAGCAACACCAUCACCGAUUUUCCCAGGCUUACUGAGGGAGAGAUCAGAAACCUUACAAUUGGUGUCUAUCAGCUAGAGACGACAAAAUCGUAUGCGGCAGAACAUCUCACAGAUGAUGGAUUAUUUGAAAUUCUUGUGAGCGAUGAUAUACCCAAUAUUGUCAGUGCCAAAAUUCAAAGCCGCACUUCAUCUAAAAAGUAUUCCAUAUGGAUAAAAUACGAUAUCACCAUCUUGUCCUGGUAUUGUACCUGUAAAAAUGGAGCCCGGGUUGUUGGAAUGUGCGGUCACUUAUCCUGUAUUAUCUGGUAUUUAGCCUUUGCUAGAUAUCAGAACGAGUCUUGUGGUAUUUGUGACUGGACAGAGGAAGUGGAUGAUGCGGCGAGAUCCAUCGACAGCUCCGAGGAUGAGGAGACUGUCGAUUAUGAUGGACAAGAAGAGUAGUGCAAACCAUACUUUUGUU
Messenger RNA from Ostrea edulis (European flat oyster), 680 nucleotides. RefSeq lists its product as uncharacterized. The coding region runs from base 122 to 661 and encodes 179 amino acids. NCBI's taxonomy places the organism in Eukaryota, Metazoa, Mollusca, Bivalvia, Ostreida, Ostreidae. The transcript has 2 exons. The record is from RefSeq and is a predicted model, not a curated record. Gene Ontology annotation, molecular function: zinc ion binding.